AUGAUCGGGGGUGGAGAUGGAGAUGGGGAUGGAGCUGGAGAUGGAGAUGGAGAUGGAGAUGGAGAUGGAGAUGGAGAUGGAGAUGGAGAUGGAGAUGGAGAUGGAGAUGGAGAUGGAGAUGGAGAUGGAGAUGGAGAUGGAGAUGGAGAUGGAGAUGGAGAUGGAGAUGGAGAUGGAGAUGGAGAUGGAGAUGGAGAUGGAGAUGGAGAUGGAGAUGGAGAUGGAGAUGGAGAUGGAGAUGGAGAUGGAGAUGGAGAUGGAGAUGGAGAUGGAGAUGGAGAUGGAGAUGGAGAUGGAGAUGGAGAUGGAGAUGGAGAUGGAGAUGGAGAUGGAGAUGGAGAUGGAGAUGGAGAUGGAGAUGGGAGAUGGAGAUGGAGAUGGAGAUGGAGAUGGAGAUGGAGAUGGAGAUGGGAGAUGGAGAUGGAGAUGGAGAUGGAGAUGGAGAUGGAGAUGGAGAUGGAGAUGGAGAUGGAGAUGGAGAUGGAGAUGGAGAUGGAGAUGGAGAUGGAGAUGGAGAUGGAGAUGGAGAUGGAGAUGGAGAUGGAGAUGGAGAUGGAGAUGGAGAUGGAGAUGGAGAUGGAGAUGGAGAUGGAGAUGGAGAUGGAGAUGGAGAUGGAGAUGGAGAUGGAGAUGGAGAUGGAGAUGGAGAUGGAGAUGGAGAUGGAGAUGGAGAUGGAGAUGGAGAUUAUUCAAUCCUCUCACAAACCUUCACAAAUCUCACCCACCUCCACAAUCACUCAAACAACCCCACCACGCCCAUCACUGCACUCCACCACCCCCGCCAUCAAAUAA
This is a messenger RNA of Pseudogymnoascus destructans, 792 nucleotides long. RefSeq lists its product as uncharacterized. The record is from RefSeq and is a predicted model, not a curated record. Lineage: Eukaryota; Fungi; Ascomycota; Leotiomycetes; Thelebolales; Thelebolaceae. The coding region runs from base 1 to 792 and encodes 263 amino acids. The transcript has a single exon.